Molecule: messenger RNA, 215 nt
Organism: Funneliformis geosporum
Lineage: Eukaryota; Fungi; Glomeromycota; Glomeromycetes; Glomerales; Glomeraceae
Source: the annotation of a GenBank genome assembly
AAACCAGUAAAGGAUAUGAUUCUUUCAUCACUUUUACAAAAUAUACAGGAAAAAUGUGAAAAAUUUGUAGCUAGCUUUAUUAAGAGUGAUAUAAACAUUUUAUCACAAAAACUUUCAUAUAAUAAGGAAUGUACUUAUGUAACUAACAUAAUUAUAUCUGCUAUUUGGGCUACAUUAAAAGGUCUUCCUUUAGAAAGGUCAUUUUAUGUUAGCAC